AAUGCUUAAUCAACAAACGAAUUCUUUAUUUUUCAUUUUAUUUGCUUUUUUUAUUCUUAUUAUGACAAGUCUUUACAACUUGAAGACAAUUAUUGAUUUAACUUUUGAAAAUUCAAAAUUACGAACAAAUAUUCUUUUACUUAAUUUGACAUGUAAUAAAGUUGAUAAUGACAAUAAAUGUUUAAAUGAAGAUCCAAUUAUUUUUGUUACACCGACAUCUUACAGACCAGAACAAAAAGCUGACCUUACAAGACUUGGACAAACACUUGGAAAUAUUUGUAAUUUAUUUUGGAUUAUUGUUGAGGAUGCUCAAUUUCCUUCAAAAUUUAUUGACGAUUUAUUUGAUAGAUUGAAAAUUAAAGGUGUUCAUCUUGUAAAAGAAACACCUGCUGAUAAAAAAUUGAAGUUUUCUGAUCCAAGAUGGAAAUUUCCUCGUGGAGUAGAACAACGAAAUUCUGCUCUUUUUUGGAUAAGAAAUAAUUUAAAUUCUUGGAAGAGAGGAAUUGUUUAUUUUGGUGAUGACGACAAUACUUAUGAUUGGAGACUUUUUGAUGAAAUGCGCAAAAUAAACCAAAAAAUUGGUGUUUGGCCUGUUGGAAUUGUUGGUGGAAUGCUUGUUGAGACUCCUCUUUUGGAAAGAACUUUAACAAAUUAUACAGUUAAUGGUUUUAAUUCUCGUUGGAAGCCUGAACGUCCUUUCCCUAUGGAUAUGGCUGGCUUUGCUAUAAAUAUUUCUUUAAUUCAUGAACACUCUACAAGUUUAUUUAGUUAUAAAUCUCCGCGUGGUUUUAUGGAAUCACAUUUUUUGCAAUCUUUGGACAUUAAAAGAGAAGAUCUUGAACCUUUAGCUAUGCAUUGUACUAAAGUUUUUGUUUGGCAUACUCGCACACAGAAAUCUGCUUUAAUGGCUGAUGAAUUCCAAAAAUAUAUUAUGGCAAUAAAUAUUUCCUCAAGUCUUUCUAUGGUUGAAGAAGAUGCAAUAUUUUAA
Molecule: messenger RNA, 988 nt
Organism: Meloidogyne enterolobii
Lineage: Eukaryota; Metazoa; Nematoda; Chromadorea; Rhabditida; Meloidogynidae
Source: the annotation of a GenBank genome assembly